AUGGCGACUGAUGCCGCGCUCCAAGAUCCGCUGCUUUCGCUCCGUCGUGCGAUUGCGUCCGGCAACCUCCCCACUCCAACUACCUCAUCUGAGCUCUCAGAUCAGCAUGCCACGGAAGACUUAGCGAAAGCCACACAUCUCUAUUUCUCUCAGCCAGUCCCCCAAACGAUCCCUCUAUCUACAGUCACCAGAUUCAUAUCAGAGGCAACCCAGUCGGCGGUCGACCUGCGCAGUAUCCUUUUCGCGUGGCAGAACAAAGAUGUCGCCAUUCCCGAGUACAUCGCUUCGGCGGAGAAGUUCAACGAAGACCUGAAGCAACACAAACAAGAAGGCGGCAAGGAAGAGAGCGUCCAAGUCCUGGUUUUCGUCGAGCGUCUCGACCUCAUCACCUGGUUAGAAGGCGCCGCUGAGGAGAUCGAUCACAUCAAACCCCUCGAGGGAGCAGCUGCAGCUGCCGAGGCUGCGGCUGCUGCUGCGGGUGUAGCACAAGCCGAGAACGCGGCAGGGAUUGCUGCUGGUGCGGCUGGAGGUGUUGCCUCAGCCCCCAGUGGCGCCACUGGAGCAGCACCGACAGGAGCCCAAUCCGGUCGCCCACAAAAGCAGAUCGAGCCUCGACUGCAGGAGAUCUACAAUGGAGAGCGCAAGACCGGCGACCGUAACACUGUUCUCCGGGGUAUCAAGCCAACAGACUUCUCUCACGUUCGCAAGAGUGCCGAGCUAUUCCUCGACCGGAGCCGCAAUCGUCCAGGGCACCCAGGUGCCAAACCAGGCACCUCGAGCGCCGUUCCGGCGCCCUCAGCUGGAUUGUCGGCCCCAUCAUCACGCAAGCCCGGCUCUCGCUCUCGUCCCGACCCUAUCAUCCUGAUCUCGCCCUCCGCCUCCUCUCUCAUCCGCAUGUCGAACGUCAAAACAUUCCUCGAAAAGGGUAUUUUCGUCCCACCGGAUCACCCCACCCUCUCCAGCGCAACAGACGCCAACCGUGUCGUGCUUGAGCGCCCACUCCGCAUCAACAGCGACCCGUCCAACCCCAAUGCCAACGCCAUUGGUUCUCGCACCGGCGGCAAGCCCACCCGUCCCACCAAGUUCGUCAUCCUCGAUAGCACGACCAACUUCAAGCCCGAUUACUGGAACCGCCUUGUCGCUGUCUUCACCACCGGUCAGACAUGGCAAUUCAAGCCAUACAAGUGGUCUUCCCCUCCUGAGUUGUUCAAGCAUGCCACCGGUGUAUACGUCGGUUGGCGCGGCGAGGAGGUUCCCAGCCAAGUCAAGGGUUGGGGACGCGGUGUGGACAACUUUGCGGUUGAGCGCUGGGAUGAGAAGAAUGGCAUCCAGGGCGGUGGGCGCUGGCGAGACCGCGAGGUGGUCGAGGGUAUUUGGGCGGCCAUUGAAGAGGGCAUGAGACUUCGUGGUUGGAGUCCCAAAUAG
This is a messenger RNA of Penicillium brevicompactum, 1425 nucleotides long. RefSeq names its product RNA polymerase II accessory factor CDC73 family protein. Gene Ontology annotation, biological process: transcription elongation by RNA polymerase II; positive regulation of transcription elongation by RNA polymerase II. Lineage: Eukaryota; Fungi; Ascomycota; Eurotiomycetes; Eurotiales; Aspergillaceae. The record is from RefSeq and is a predicted model, not a curated record. The coding region runs from base 1 to 1425 and encodes 474 amino acids. The transcript has 2 exons. Gene Ontology annotation, cellular component: Cdc73/Paf1 complex. Gene Ontology annotation, molecular function: RNA polymerase II complex binding.